AUGCGGCGUACCUCCGUCUCUCUGCCCAAACACAAACAAGGCCUCGCCCACGACCCUCACGAGAAGCCGGCUCGCUACCAACCGCGACAAGUCGGCACCCUGGAGAAACUCAAGAACGAUAUGAUGUCCCAGGCGCAGAAGACGCGCUGGCUCAAGACCGGCGCACUAGUCUUCUUCGUCCUGGUCGGCCUCUACUACCUCGCUCCCUCAGGCGUUGAUGUCUACCGUGGCUCCUCGGGUUCAUCGCCGUCAGCCGGCGGUGGCCAGGUUCCCUCCGAUUCGAGCUAUGGCACCACCUACUGCACAAAGUCCUUCUCCAAGGAUAAGCCAAUCGUGCAAUAUGUCAACAUGAUCGACGCCGGCAGCACUGGCUCGCGCAUCCACGUCUACAAGUUCAACAACUGCGGUCCCACCCCCUUCCUCGAGAACGAGGUCUUCAAGAUGACCAAGAAGGUGGACGGCAAGAGCAGCGGCCUCAGCGCAUAUCCCGACGACCCACAGGCCGCUGCUGAAAGUCUGAACAUCCUCAUGGACGAGGCCAUGGCAACCGUGCCGGACAAGCUCAAGGGGUGUUCCCCAGUUGCUGUCAAGGCCACCGCGGGUCUGCGUCUCCUUGGGCCGGAGAAGUCGCAGAAGAUCCUAGACGCCGUGCGCACUCAUCUCGAGACCAAGUACCCCUUCCCAGUCGUGACAGCCGAAAACGAAGGUGUUGCCAUCAUGGAAGGAAAGGACGAAGGUGUCUACGCGUGGAUCACGACUAACUACCUGCUGGGCAACAUCGGUGGGCCGGAUGAGAGCUCUACCGCCGCCGUGUUCGACUUGGGUGGUGGCUCCACGCAGAUCGUCUUUGAGCCCAACUUCAAGGGUGUGACGGACGGUGGAAUGCCUAGCAAGAUGGCCGAGGGCGACCACAAGUACGAUCUGGACUUUGGCGGGCGCCACUUCACCUUGUACCAGCACUCGCACCUGGGCUAUGGCCUGAUGAGCGCGCGCGAGGCCAUCUACGCCGAGCUCAUCAACCAGGUUCACGCGGCGCACAGCAGCUCCCCAGACAAUUCCUGGACGGCAAAGCCCGUCGUGAACCCGUGUCUCGCAUCGGGCACGUCCAAGGUGGUCACCGUGAAGCUUGGCGACUCGCACCCGCUCGGCGCAACGCGCGAGUUCAACUUCACCGGCCCCUCGUCCGGCGGCGCGCCUGCGCAGUGCCGCAGCCUGGCCGAGAAGAUCCUCAAGAAGGAGGCCGAGUGCAAGCUGGCCCCCUGCUCCUUCAACGGCGUGCACCAGCCCGCCCUGGCCAAGACGUUCACGACUCAGGAUGUCUUCUUCCUGUCGUACUUCUACGACCGCACCCAGCCGCUCGGCAUGCCCGACAGCUUCACGCUGCGCGAGAUGCAGGACCUCGCAACGCGGGUGUGCGGUGGCGCACGGGACGGCGGCUGGGACGUCUUUGCCAGCGUGGGCGGCGCGCUCGAGGAGCUUGCCGACCGGCCGGAGCACUGCCUCGACCUGAGCUUCAUGGUCGCGCUUGCGCACGCCGGCUACGAGAUGCCUAUUGACCGCGAGGUGCGGAUCGCGAAGAAGAUUAAUGAUAAUGAGCUGGGUUGGUGUCUGGGCGCUAGUCUCCCGCUCCUGUCCCAGAACUCGGGCUGGCAGUGCAGAGUCACUGAAAUCCACUAG
Molecule: messenger RNA, 1677 nt
Organism: Diaporthe amygdali
Lineage: Eukaryota; Fungi; Ascomycota; Sordariomycetes; Diaporthales; Diaporthaceae
Product: guanosine-diphosphatase
Exons: 2
Coding region: 1-1677 (558 amino acids)
Biological process (GO): nucleoside diphosphate catabolic process; protein N-linked glycosylation
Cellular component (GO): membrane; Golgi apparatus
Molecular function (GO): GDP phosphatase activity; UDP phosphatase activity
Source: RefSeq, a predicted model, not a curated record